Miscanthus lutarioriparius is the source of this 2856-nucleotide messenger RNA. The record is from the annotation of a GenBank genome assembly. Lineage: Eukaryota; Viridiplantae; Streptophyta; Magnoliopsida; Poales; Poaceae.
AUGGAGGCGGCAGCCCAGACCAUCUUGAGCAACGCUGGGCUGCUCCUGAGUGAGGAGUACCGGCUGCUUAGCGGCGUCGGCGGCGAUGUCGCUGAGCUGCGGGACGACAUGGCCACCAUGAACGCCCUCCUCCGCAUGCAGUCCGAAGCCGAGGAUGGCGCCGUGGACCACUUCGUCCGGGAGUGGAUGAAGCAGCUGCGCGAGCUCGCCUACGACGCGGAGGACUGCGUCGACCGCUACGUGCUCCGCAUCAAGUCCAGGCCCAGCGACGGCGUGCGCGCCAGGUUGGAACGCCUGCUCGGGACGCUCUUGCCGCGCCGUCGCCUUGCCUGUGAGAUCGGCGCCCUCCGCACCCGCGCCAUCACCAUCAGCGAGCGCCACGCCCGGUACGGUGUUAACCGUGACGCGCUGCGCCGCUCCACUUCCUUUGCCCCUCCGGUGCUGGCGGUAUCCGCGUCUGUGCAGGCGCUCCGUCCUGCCAAGGACCCCGGGAACCAACAAGUCGUUGCCAUCGGGGACCAGGCCAACAGCCUCGCUGAGCGGGUGAAGAAGGCGUCUGCUGAGCAAGACCGGUAUCUGAAGGUGUUCUCCAUCGUGGGGUUCGGCGGCGUCGGCAAGACGACGCUGGCCAUGGAGGUGUGCCGGCGGCUGGAGGCGGAGUUCCAGCGCCAGGCGAUGGUGUCCGUGUCUCAGGCGUUCGAGGCCGACAGGGAUCUCAAGGCGCUGCUCAAGCGCCUGCUUCAGCAGGUGGUCAAGGACAAAACGGACAAUGAGAGAGGCAUCAAGGAAGAGGGGAACAUUGGUGGAAUUGACAACUUGAACGACACUGACCUGGCCACAAAACUCAACGACUGCCUCAAAGACAAAAGGUACCUAAUUGUGAUUGAUGAUAUAUGGACCAUUCGAGCAUGGGAAGCAAUCCAAUCUGUGUUGCCAGAGAACAAUUGCCACAGCAGAGUCAUUGUUACCACUCGAAUAGACACUGUAGCCAAAGCAUGCAGUCCUGCUAGUGUCAAUGCAGAUUAUAUCCAUCAGAUGCAACCCCUAAAGUUGGAGGAUUCAAAGAAGUUGUUCAUCAGCAGAGCAUUUGGCUCUGAGGAUGCCGAGUUCCCCCAGGAGCUCGAAGAUGUGAUGGACAAUAUUUUGAAAAAAUGUUGUGGGCUGCCAUUGGCCAUUGUUAGCAUCGCCAACAUUCUGGCAGGCUAUAAGUCAUCGGGAAGCAAAGAAAAGUGGGAAACAAUUUGCAGAUCCAUUGGUUCACAGAUGGAGAGCAACCCUACCCUUGAGGGUAUGAGGCAUAUAGUCACCCUCAGCUACAAUCACUUGCCUUAUGAGCUCAAGAGUUGCAUGUUGUACCUUAGCAUUUUUCCUGAGGAUUAUGAGAUCAACAAGGACCGGCUCCUAGGCAGAUGGAUCGCCGAAGGAUUGGUCCCGGAGAAGCGGGGCUUGACCCUAAUGGAGGUUGCAGAAUCCUACUUGGACGAACUGGUGAGCAGGAACAUGGUUGAACCACGCUUUGGCUUUGAUGGGAAGGUGGAGUCAUGUCGAGUGCAUGACAUGCUCCUUGAGGUCAUGGUGUCCAAGUCCCUCGAGUGUAAGUUUGUCAGCCUGCUAGGAGGGCAGUAUGCAGGGAUGUCAUAUGACAGGAUUCGGCGCCUCUCGAUCCAUGGGGAUGACAGGAAGGCCCUCGGUACAAAGCAGCCCAAGAAGAAGAAGGUGGGGCAUGGAAUUGAGGGGAUGGAUGUGGAGCAUAUUCGAUCAUUGAGCUUGUUUCAGCUAAUAGGGCACAAGCUGCUGGAUCACCUACAUAGGUUAACCUUGCUGAGGGUACUUGACUUGGAAGAUUGCGAGGGCCUAACAAAUGAGCAUAUGAGAUAUAUCUGCAGGUUGUACCUUCUCAAGUUCUUGAGCUUGAAGGGUACAGGUAUCAGCGAGGUGCCACCUCAGAUUGCGAAGCUAGAGCACUUGCAGACACUUGAUACACGUGGGACGUUCCUGCCCAACCUACCAGAAGCGGUGACCAAUCUGGAAAAACUUGAGCGCAUAGAGUUCAGACACAAGACUGAAUGGUAUAUUAUGUGGAGUCUGCCACGGGGUCUCGAGAAGAUGAAGGCGCUACGUGAGGUGAAUGUAGCAGUUCUAAAAAAUGAAGUCCAGAUUGCCCGAGAGCUAGGCAAAUUACAACAACUUCAAAGUUUAAGCAUGUACAUCGACUGCCGUGAUGAUAAUAGCGAGGUUUUCCAAGAGAUUGCUGACUCUUUGAGUAAGCUCUACUCCCUCCGAAGACUUGACAUAUCAAAUUUAGAGAUUCAUAAUGGAAAGAUGUCAUUCCUAGAUAAACUCCACACACCGCCACGGCUCCUUCGGUCCCUGAGGAUCGAAGGUGUUCUCCAAAGGUUGCCCCCUUGGGUUGAAUUACUGACAUACCUUGUCGAGUUUCAGAUCAUGCGUGCAAGGCUUGUUGGAGACCUACUUUUUAGUGUCCUGUAUAAGUUGCCCAACCUGAAGAGCAUUUGGAUGGAUCGGAGGUGCUACAACUCCGAUGAGAUAGUUGCACGCAGUACCUACACCUUCCCUGUGCUCAGCAGCCUGAGGGUGACCUGUGAUGAGACCUCACUGCCGAAAGUUUUCCUGUUUGAGGAAGGAUCCAUGACAAAGCUCGAGACAUUAAAAGUGAAUUUCACUGAGGUGGAGAGGAGCAUUGUCGGGUUUGAGCACUUGCCAAAUCUCAAAGAGGUAGAGCUCACGGGUAAUAAGAACAACUCAUCACUAAACCGAGCACUGGAUCAGCUGAGGGAUGAGAACAGGAGGCGCUCCAAGUCCAGUCAGUUCCAAGUUGUAGUGAAAUACAUGUGA